UUUUUUGUGGCUUAUAUUUGCAGAACACAGGGGUGUGUGUCAAAUAUUUUUUGCUGUGUCCAGAUAAUUUUGGAGCAUAUAAUAUGUUCUGGAAUAUUUGCUGGAACACCUCGGCUGGCAAAAACUGCUGGAUGUCCACCUUGUUGUGUUUAAUGACUGCCAUUAUGUUGCUGAUGCCAGUGACUCAUCUGCCAUUAUCAGUGGAAGCUGCCAAGGGACGUGACAAGAAGAUUUACAAGCUAUACCCUUACUAUUGGAAAUCAAACACACGGUUCCCGUAUUAUGACAAGUAUGGCCGCGGGAAACUUUUGUAUGGCUUCGGAGGACCUGAAUUGUACGAAUACACUGCAUUCAAGGCCAUUCGUGGUUACUACAGAAAAUGAGGACACUGAAAUUUUUUUUAGCCGAAAUGCUCUGAUAUGUAAUUUAAUACCCCCCCCCCUCUUAAACAGCAUAUUUUAUUAUAGAAAAGAAUCAAAAAUGAAAGGCAUGGAUUACAAUGUGGGC
Messenger RNA from Notodromas monacha, 507 nucleotides. The record is from the annotation of a GenBank genome assembly. NCBI's taxonomy places the organism in Eukaryota, Metazoa, Arthropoda, Ostracoda, Podocopida, Cyprididae.